Messenger RNA from Monoraphidium neglectum, 3783 nucleotides. RefSeq names its product ABC transporter, multidrug resistance associated protein. The coding region runs from base 1 to 3783 and encodes 1260 amino acids. The transcript is spliced from 30 exons. NCBI's taxonomy places the organism in Eukaryota, Viridiplantae, Chlorophyta, Chlorophyceae, Sphaeropleales, Selenastraceae. Gene Ontology annotation, biological process: transmembrane transport. Gene Ontology annotation, molecular function: ATP hydrolysis activity; ABC-type transporter activity; ATP binding. Gene Ontology annotation, cellular component: membrane. The record is from RefSeq and is a predicted model, not a curated record.
AUGGAGUCGUUGCUGAAAGGGCAGGUGGCGAGCCUGCCGGCUCGCAACGUGCGCAAUGACAACUUCCUGCAGCGACUGUUUCUGACGUGGGUUUAUGCGAUUGUCGGCGCUGGCCGGAACAGCGCCCUCCAGCAGGAGGCGCUCUGCAUGCCCGCCGACCAGGCAGCAGAGGCAGCAUCUGAGAAAUUUCUCAAGCAGUGGGCGAUCGAGCAGGAGGUCGCCGCGGCAGCGGCGGCCGACAAAGGCAGCGACAGCGGCAAAGGUGGUGGCGCCGAUGGCAAGGCGCCACAGCAGCCGUCCCUUGCGCGCGCUCUUUGGCGGUCGUUCGGCCUGGAGUUUGCAUUGGCAGGCGUCUUCAAGCUGCUGUGGAGUGGAUUUGUCCUGCUGGGGGCGUCCUACUUUGUCAACGCCCUGAUCCAGUACGUACAAGGCGUGUUCCCCGGCUCGGGCGCCCUGCCGCAAAAGGGCAUCGGCUGGGUGCUGUCAUGCAGCUUCUUUGCUGACUCCAUCCUGGCGGGCCUGGCGCUGCAGCGGAUGGGCGACGUGGCAGUGCGUGUGGGCAUCAAAGCACGCGCCGCACUCAUCACAGCGGUGUACCGCAAGUCCUUCCGCCUGAACAGCACCCAUGGCCACGAGGGCGGCAACAUUGUGUCCCUGGUGUCCACCGACUGCAUCAAGCUGUACGAGGGGGUGCAGCACUGCCACAACGUCUGGACAGCGCCGCUGGAGGCGGCCACCAUCAUCGGCCUGCUGCUCUGGCGCACGGGCGGCGCCUACGGCCUGCCCGCGCUGGGCGUUGUGCUGGUGGUGCUCCCGCUGCAAUACUACUUUGGCUACAAGAUCGCAAUGUACAAAAUGGCAAAUGUGGAGGUCUCGGACGGCCGCGUUCUGCGCAUGCACGAGAUCCUGCUGGCCAUCAAGCUGGUAAAAUUCUACGUCUGGGAGAGGUCCUUUGCAAAGCAGGUCGAGGAGAUCCGCGACGAGGAGAUACGCUUGGUGCGCGCCUCGUGCGUCAUCAAGACGGCCAACCUCUGCCUGGUGUUUGCUGUGCCGCCCGUCAUCGCGCUCGUCAUCUUUGCAACCUACGCGUACGCGGUGGGGCCCCUCACGCCCGCCAUGGCGUUUGUGGUGCUCAGCCUGUUCAACACCCUGAGGUUCCCGCUGGUCGUGCUCCCCAAGGCGCUGCGAGGCGUGUCAGAGGGUGUGGCUGCGCUGGGUCGCCUUCAGAAGUUCCUGCUGCUGCCAGAGUCAGAGGAUGUCCCCGCAGCCGCUGCGGAAGGCGCCUCCAUUGAGGGUGCGGAGCUGCACUUUGGAAACCCGGAAGACUUUGUGCUCAAGGUCCCCCGCUUUGACGUGGCCAAGGGCGAGGUCGUCGCCAUUGUUGGCCGAGUCGGCAGCGGCAAGAGCAGUGUGCUGCAGGCGCUGCUGUCCAAGAUGACGGCCACCAGGGGCACUGUGCAUGUUGGCGGCGGCGUGACGGCCUACGUGCCGCAGAGCCCCUGGGUGCAGAACCUCACACUGCGAGAGAACAUCCUCUUUGGGCUGCCUUAUGACGAGGCCAGGUACAAGCGCGUCAUCCAUGCGUGCGCCCUGGAGCUGGAUCUCAAGAUCCUGCCAAAUGGCGACCAGUCCAUCGCGGGGGAGCGCGGCAUCAACCUAUCGGGCGGUCAGCGCCAGAGGCUCGCCCUCGCACGAGCCGCCUACCACGAUGCAGACGUGGUUCUGCUGGACAACCCUCUCAGCGCCGUGGACCAGCACACCAGCAAGCACAUCUUCGACUUCGCCAUCAAGGGCCUGCUCAAAGACAAGGCCGUCGUGCUUAUCGCGCACCAGCUGGAGCUGCUGCCACAGUGCACCAAAGUGGGCAUCAUGAAGGGCGGAGAGAUGAUCUACUUUGGCCCCCCAGACGCCGCAGCUCUGCAGGAGCACAUGCCUGUCGACAGCCUGGCCGAUGCGACCGUCGAGGCCAAGGAGAGCGCCACCGCUGUCGCCGCCCCCGCUGUGCUCGACAAGGAGGCGUCCAAGGGAGCCGGCGGCGAUGCGCACGACCCUGAGCGCCAGGGCAGCGGAGAUCUCAUCAAGGCGGGCGGGCGCUUUGACCCUUGCAAAGAGACGCCAGAGGAGAUUGCGGCCAAGUUCAGCGGCACUGCGCCGCGCCUCACCGCGCGGCGUGCCGCCUUCAUUUACUGGCGCUCCGGCGGCCUGGUGCUGGGGGUGGUGUCGCUGGCCAUCUUUGCCAUCACCCAGACCACGCGCAUCAUCGGCGACUGGUGGAUCAGGUCGUGGGCGGCCGACCACCCGGCGCACUUCUACCGCCUGCACCCGCGGCUGGAGGCCAACGCGCUGUACCUGGCGGUGUACGCGCCGCUGGUGGCGCUGUUCAUUGCGCUGCUGCUGGUCAGGGACGGCGUGUUCAGCGCCUGGAGCGUCAGGGCGUCCACGAAGCUGCACAACCAGCUGUUCCGCCGCGUGCUGUCGGCGCCGAUCCUGUUUUUCCUGAGGACCCCGGUGGGGGACGUGCUCAACGCCUUUGCGCGCGACCAGGACACCCUGGACGAGACGCUGCCCGACACGCUGCACAUGACAGGCAUAUACCUCAUGAUUCUGCUGACGUCACUCGCCAUAGUCACGGUGUCGAUCCAUUACUAUGCCAUCAUGACAGGGGCGCUGUUCCUCAGCUUUUUCAUGAUGCAGUACCUCUACCUGCCAGCAGCGACGGUGCUCAAGCGCUGGGCGGGCGAGACCGCCAGCGGCGUGUUUGUCCACGUGGACGAGAGCCUCCAUGGGAUGGACGUCAUCAGGGCAUUUGGGGCCGUGGACUACUUCAUACAGGAGAAUGUGGCGCGCCUGAACCGCCACCAUCUUGCGUUGUUUAACACGGAGCAGACGCACCUGUGGCUGGCCUUCUGGUGCGAUUUCUUUGGCGCCGUGCUGGUGGUGGCGACCUGCCUCUUCAGCGUGGCGUUCAGCCAAGACCUGGGCGCGGCCAACGUGGGCCUGGCCAUAUCAAACUCCAUCCAGGUGCUGGUGUUCUUCACGUGGGUGGUGCGCGGCGUCGCCGACAGUGUGUCCAUGUGGGACGCCGUCGAGCGCGUCACCACGUUUGCCACCCAAGUGCCCAGCGAGCAGGCGGUGGAGGGCUGCCCCGAUCAGGAGGAGGACGAGGCGCCCCUCACCCAGCACCGCGACAGCACCCUCGCCGGCCGCGCCCGCCGCGGCGCCGGCAGCGUCGUCCGCCGCCUGCACACCGCGCAGCGCGCCGCCCUCGAGGCCGGCCGCACGCGCUCCAGCCUGGGCGCGGCCGCGCUCGGGCCGGCCGGGUCCGCGCGGCGCAAGAGCCUGCAGGAGCCCGCGGGGCCGGCGGGGAGGGCUCGCGGGUCCAUGAGCGUCCGCGGCGGCCUGGGCGGGGGUGCUGCGGCUGCUGCAGCGGGAGCAGUGGCGGCCGGGCCGGAGGAGCUGCGGGUGAUUGUGGUGGAGGACCUGGCGAGCGGCGCCAAGCAGGAGCGCAAGUUGGCGGAGUGGCCGGCGUCGGGCGACCUGCGCUUUGAGCGCGUGAGCCUGCGGUACUUCCCGGGCGGCCCUCUGGCCCUGCGGGGCGUCACGUUCCACGUCAACGACUGCGAGAAGAUCGGUGUGGUGGGGCGCACCGGCAGCGGCAAGACGACACUGCUCAUGGCCCUGUUCCGGCUGCUGGACCUGGCGGGGGGGCGCGUGCUGGUGGACGGCGCAGACAUCGCCACCCUGCCCCUUAAGGAGGUGCGGUUUUGUUUUGCAGGAGAUUAG